UUCCCGGCUUGUUUCUUAUUCACACAGUCUCGCGAAUCGGCGCGUCUCGUUGGUCGAGCCUGUACGUACACUCUCACGGUCAUCUCCGCGUCCGCUGCGUCCCGCGGACCAAUACGCUAUAUGUAUUACCAUACCUCUCGGCCAUGGCUGACCAUAGACCGGCUUACAAGUGGCCGAGACAUUCGCCUCUCGACCGCGACCAUGAGAGCACUCAACUCGCGACGCACACAGCCCACAACCACCGGUACUACCUUCCGUUUCUUCCCUCGUUUCUCUCUCUUCUGCCUGUUGUUGUUCCUUCUGUUCGUUCUGCGCGUUGUCGAAUCACGUAGCGUGCCGCACGAUGAGGAGGACCGGGCGCAGCUUGACAAACUCUCGCCGAUCGAUAAGGAGGUUGGCGACGUUGGCCAGGUAGAUUCGGGGGACAACGCGCCGGAAGUGGCGCGAGGGAAACUCGAUGCGGGCGACGAUGAAAUUUCGCGAUCGACGAAUCCGAGAAUCGGUCACGAGGAAGAUUCUUCCUCGGUGUUGGAGGAAGGACCCAGUGCGAAGAAGAUGGACGAGACUCGAGCGACCGACGAAGGCGGCGAGGUAAUGAGAAAGGAGACGGAGGAGGUUGGCGUGGUGAAGAAACGCAGAAGAAACGACGUUGCUUUGAUCGGUAAACCCGACCAGGAGGUUCGAGAGAGCCAAGCGGUUCUAGCGGAGCAGGCUAAGGACGAGGGCAUCAGGAGAUUCGACGUGCGAGUGGACGUUGACGGUGCGAUCGACGAGCAGCGGAGUAGAAAGGAACACGAGGAAUCUGAAAUAGCAGUGAAGCUUGAAAAGUCCGAGGUACAUGACCCUGAAGAGAGCCACGCCGAGGAUGGUGAACGAUCGGAGGAGGCACUUCCCGGUUACUAUCGUAAGUCGGGAAAGCUCGAGGGUGACGAUGGCAAGAGCGAGGAGGAGAUCUCGUCGAACGAGAGCUCGGACUCUGAGGAGUCUCACGCGGACAGAGGAUUCAGAUCUCUGGACGAGUCUCAGAGUAAGUCGAAACGCAAGAGUUCCACUGUCUACCUGAACGCGGAGGAGAAGAAGGUGUCCGAUGGAGAGCAGCAGUCGAUCGUCGACGGACAGAUCAGGAAGUUGAUAUCGAUUCGGGACGACGCGCUGGACGCUCAGAGGACCGACAAGAUAGACGAGGCGCAGGUUCUGAACUUUAAACGGAAGCUAGAGAUGGACGAGGUGGCGUUCACCCAGGAAGGUGUCCACAGCGAGCGAAGGAACAAGGGCGCGAGAGAAAAGUCGGGCAGGGCGCACGACCUUCGUCGAAUCGGCAUCCUGUCGCCGGACUUCGUGGUGUACAGCAUCUUGGCGAACGCUUUGGAAUCGUAUCCGAAGGACGAUACGCUGCCCUCGUACAUCGACCCGAAGAACGACACUCUCCGGAGAUUUCUCACGCCCGGGCAGUUGGCCAUUCUUCAGAUGGCCGAGACGUUCUUGCCGGAAAGCGCGCGGCGAGAGUACUCCGACAAAAUGUUCUCCUGCAUCCGAAGAUUCGAGUAUUACAGCUGCGUCAAGUACUUCGCCUGGCCGUUGGUCAAACAGUAUUUCCCGUCUCUGCCACCUUUCCCGGACUACGAAGGCUGGUAUCCGGUGAUCGACGUGUUUCCGCAGUACCCCAUCAUCCCGUUUCCUGGCUUCUCGGAAGAGUUGGCCGAGUUGCCAGAGGUCGUGGACGCUGACGGUAUCAGAACGAAGACUCUCACGCCGGAAACUCUCAUCAUCCGUGUGCUUCGGAACACUCUGAAGCAACAGCCGUUUGUACCCACCUCCCCGUCUUUCCUCGACGAAUCGAUCGACAGGUAUAUAACUCUGAUACCCGAGGACCAGUUACUAACGAUCAACAUGGCCGAGAAGCUGAUCCCGAUCUCUUAUCGGCCUGAGUUCGUUCAAAGGACCGUCAGAUGUAUGAAGGAGUACAACUACCUCUCCUGCUUCAAGUAUUCCGCCUGGCCGACGGUCAGACACUUCAUCCCGACACUCCCCGAUAUUUUCACUUUCCUGCCAGAGUUCCAGGAUCCGAGACUGUCGGACGUCGGCAGGUACGUUCACGAACUGUCCAGCCAGUCGAACGUCAACUACUACUUGCCGAUCGGAGCAGGGUCAAACUUGGCAGCGAUACCCGAUCGACGAAUUCUGUUAGAAUCUUCGGACGAAUUGGAGACGCAAGUUCUAGGGACGUUGCAGAGAUUGAGGUAUUCCAACAACGACAGGGAGAUAUCCUCGUUCGUCUUGACGCGGAGCAACAUCGCGUUUACGAAGAGGCAGAUGGAGAUCCUCUGCUUGGCGGAGAGUUUCCUGCCGCAGUCUGCCCGAGCAGAUUUCGCCGUUAACGUUCUUUCCUACCUUAAGACGUACAACAAUUUCAUCGACGGCGCCAGGUACAUCGUGUGGCCAACGAUCGCCAAGUACUUGCCGAACUUGCCGGAGUUUCCACAGUCUGACGUAGCCGGUAUAAAGGAUCGGAUCGAUUUGCCAAACAAUAGGCAAGGUCUGGCCGAGACGAAGGAAGCGUCGAUAAACUCGGAGAUAACGAUACGAGAACGAGUGUCCAACGUAGAGCAAGAGAACAGAGCCAGGGAGAAGGAGUCGCGAAACAAGCUGCCCAACGAGCCAGUGAUCAUCGUGUCGGGCACCAGAUUCGUUCCGAUAUUCGCCGAGCAUCCAGAGUCCGUGAUCUACAAUCUUCUCCGAUCGGUUCAGCUGCAGUCCAUGAAAUCCAGCCCGGCGACCGCCAAUUCCACGUUCAAAACUCCGGAUUUCCUCGAGUUGUUGAGUCAGCAGCAGGUGAACAUAAUAAACAUCGUGGCCAACUUGCUUCCAGAAAACGUUCGACCGGAUUUUGCCAGCAAGCUGCUCGAGUGCCUUCGCAACGAGACGUUCCUCGUGUGUGCCAGGGACGUAAUCUGGCCGGCGAUCUCGGAGUACUUCUCGCUGCCGAAUUUCCCGAAUUUCGGGAUCGUGAGCGACACGCAACCCGGUGACCCGCCGCCGACCACGUCGAGCCCUCUCUCGGAAACCGCUGUGAAGACAGGACAACACGGGGACACCACCGUCACUGUCACCGACACCAGGUUCUUCCCGAUUUACAACGACCUGCCGGAAACCAUCAUACUGAACAUUCUCAAGGCCGUUCAACUGUCCAUCCCCAAUUUGCCCGAUUCGGCAGCGCUGGCGAGAACGCAACAGUUCUCGCCGAUUCUGACGGAACAGCAGAUCGUCAUCGUGAACAUCGUCGAGAGCUUACUGCCAGUGUCGACGAGGUCCGAGUACAUCGAGAGACUGGACUCGUGCAUCAGGGAGAGGAACUUCCUGGAGUGUUCCCGAGACGUGACUUGGCCAACGAUCGCCAAGUACUAUCCGUGGUUGCCGAGUUUCCCAAAUUUUGGCACGCUGCAGAACCUGCCACAGGCGUCCACUUCCAACUCCAUCAGGUUCCAAGUGUUUCUCUCGGAGAGACCUUCCAGCUCGGAGGUGCAGGCUCCUCAGAUCGAGUCGAACAAAGAGACCGAAGCGCUGAUGAAAGCAGCCGAGGAGAAGGUAGAGAGCGUCUUGUCGAACAUUCUGGCCGAAACUCCGCAACUAGAGCGAUCGUACUUGAAUCUGUCCGUUCCUGUCGCUUCGAUCUUGAACGGACGACAGGUGAACAUCGUCAGACUGUCGGAGAGGGGUGUGCCAAUCGCAGUUCGCCAGUCCUACGUCGCCAGGAUGCUGGACUGUACAACGCUUUACAACUUCAUAGCCUGCGUGAACAACAUUACCUGGCCAACUUUGAAGCAAUACAAUCAAUCUCUACCCGAGUUUGCCAGCAUCGGCGACCUUGAUCCUGCCAUCAGUAGCGUUCCAAGUAGUUUGCAGAUCCUGAGACUCGUGCCUGUUAACCUGCCUUUGACCAAUAAAACGUCGCAGCACCUCGCGACAUCGAGCUCCCAGGCUUUACGCGUGGAGAGUCGGGAGAACAGAUCGAGAAAUCCAGCGGCCACGCAGUCUCAGCCAGUUGGUGGACGCUCGAGAUCAGUGGAAAAUGUCAAACGUGCAGCGCCACAGGAAAACAAAUCGAGAAACCCAACGAUCACGCCGUCAGUAGAUAACAAAGGACCCGUCCCAGGAUACGCAGGCCAACCGCCAGGCAUUCCCAUAGACCUCUCCGACGAGAAGAUUUACUUCCCCGACAGUCUGAAGAAGAUGACAGAGUGGAAAUCGUCGAGGGUCAAGAGUAGACAACGUAGAAGCGCUAUGGACGUUCUCAAUACUUACUACGACAACGAGGAAGCGGAGGAUAGCUCCGCGUCCUCGUCGUCGUCGCCGGUGACGUUUCCAAACAUCACGGAAUCCGAGUACCUACGGUUGUUGAUCCGAGUGAGAGACAAGUCGAGGCUUUCUAACGCAGGUACUUCCAACGCGAAGCGGUAUCUCGUCGACACGUUGAACUCCACGAUUAGAGAUUCACUGACCGCCGAUCAGUACGAGAUCCUCAAGGUUGUCGACGAAUUGGACGAUCGGCCGUCGAGCAAAGGGCUGACGCAACAGGUUAUACAGUGUCUUCUGAGUCUCAGUUUCAUUCGAUGCCUGGGCAUCUUCAUCUGGCCGCUCGUCGUCAGCAAUUUGCCUUCUUUCCCGAGCUUCGGUGUCUUGGGACGCAUGAACAUGAACGCGGAGAGUCAGGUGCAGGACUUGUUCGGCAUGUCGAGCGCCGAGUUCGAGCGGAGGUUGUUGGAGAGGAAGGAGUCGAUCGAGGGUUUGUUUCUCGACUGGUACAGGAAGCUGUCCGAGGACAAAUUCCAGACGGAUCUGGGAUUCCUUAAGAUCAAGGGCUACGGGAACAACGAGGUGGGCAUCAGCUUUACCGGUUUCAGGGAAGGCAGGGGCGCGAAGCUCAAGGACAACAAGAAUCUCCCGAGCAUAUUGACGAUCAUAAGCGACAUAAUGGAGGAGGUUCUGGACCAACGUCCCGAAUCUGAGAAAACGAAGAAGGAGAAGGAGAAGAAGGAGAGGAGUAUAGAAGGCUCGAGGGAGGCCGACGUCCAGUUCUUGAAGAACACCGAGGAGAUCGUCGACAUUAAGAGAUCGAUGAACGACGACGACAUCAUAACGAUGUUCCUCGACAAGAUCAAGUCCAACGAUUCCGACGUGGAGAACGACGACACGAGGUAUUACACUUCGGAAGACGCGUACGACGCUUUCGGAGUUCUCUUCGGGACGAAGCUGCACGACAAGCUCGACUCCAGCGGGGCGGAGUCUCUCGGCUCUGACUUUAAAGUGGAGAACGAGGGGAACGAGGCGCCGGUUCCAACCAAGGACGUAGACAUCGUGUCUUUGGAGUCUCAGAAAGUUUCCGACGAGCUGAAGGUUCCACCGACGAAGAGCCAAGUGACGUACGAUCUCGAGAAGGAGUUCUCAGGGGACCAGGAAGAGAGACAGAGAGAGAAACGCGCUAGAAACUACCUCAAGUCGUUUCUAGAAAAAUAUUCAGACAGACGUUUGAAGGAGCCCAGCGUAGAAAGUUUCGACAGCGUGGAGAACAAUAAAAUUGUCGAGGAGCGUGGAAGGGAUGCGAAAUCCACGUUGGUCGUUCGACUGCCGCGUCUGCACGACGAGGUCGUGUCGAGAAAGGUGACGAACUCGAUGAUCCAUGCGGGUAAAGCUCUCAAGAUGAAGAUGACGCAGAUGGUGCCGGGAUUUGGGCUCGUUCUGUCGUUUCUCCUUCAGAUGGCCUUGGCUCAUGCUCGCGCAGCCGCGUCAAUGGCCGGUAUGAUCAGUAACAUGGCUCUGGGAGCAGCGAUGUUUGGAAUAAUACGAGACUCCUUCUUCGGGUCGAGCAGCCAUCCAAAAAUUAAGUACGUUUACGACAACGACAAGCACGGGCCAGGAAUCUCUUGGCCUACUCAGUACGAGUCUGGCUCCCCUUACUAUUCAUAGUUAUUACGAUAAAUAUUUGACCAAUAUGGAUUUUUUAAUCAACGUCGAUGUACUUGGUAAAAAAAUUAGUAGAUGUCUUUUCACGCGUAGCGGUCCCGAUAGGCCCGUAACGAUAGGCAGAAGUGAGCGUUCGAUCGCGUGGAUUUCGGAUGUUUGGAAACACGAAAUCUGGAUUUCGGGUGCGUAGAUUUGCCUAUAAGCGAAUAUUACGCGAGUAAGAGGGUUCUAUGAUACAUAUCGAUUGCUAUGACUGCGGAUAUUCAAGCAAAUUCAUAUUUUUGAGAAUGUCGUUGAAAUUUCGAUGGAAAGUUCUUACUGUAUUUUUUUUUCAUAUUCCGUAUGUCGCAUCAAACCUUCUGUAAAUGCACUGAAAAUCCGCAGUCUAUUGAUUACGGUUACACUAUGGUAGAAUUGUAGUUAAAAUAUGUACGAAACUUGCACAACUAUUAGCACGUUGACUGCCAAUUUUUCUAUUGCCAUUGAUAUUUGAACAAGAUGAAAAUAUAAUACUACGAAAUAUUUUUCUUAUUGUAACGCAACAUCUUACAAAAAUUGAAUUUUCCAUCUUACACGCAAAACGCAUGAAUCUCGCGUGGUGGUCAAUGGGUUAACAGUUGAUAAUUUCGUUGUUCGAGGGUUCGUCGUUCGUUAACCUUAAAGGCUGAAUAACAAUGAACGUUGUAUUGGGCUAGCUUUAAUUUUCUUCCGUACGCGGCUGACGGCCGAUCGUGGUCGUCGGUUGCUCUCCCUCAGUCUUCCUACAUGAAUAACACACAUAUUUUGCAUAGACAUUUCUCACAUAGCACGGACUGCAGAGACUCAACUGUUAGUUAGGAACAAAGUUUCGACGAGUUUGCUCAAUGAAAUUCGUAUCAGCUCUUGUUCGUCUUGUGGAGGGUUUAAUGGUGGAGGGUAACACAAGUAUCUUCGUUGCGCUGUUCUCUCUUAUCGAUCUCUAUGUAAUCAAACUCAUGUGCUCAAUAAUUAAAGACGCGUAGAUGAUUAUAUAUAUAAUGUAAAAGCCUCUAGCUCGUAAGACUGUCAGCGAUUCUCGCAAUAAUAUCCCCCGUUUACGAAAGAAUAAAACACGCUUGAGAAUCCCA
Molecule: messenger RNA, 7067 nt
Organism: Frieseomelitta varia
Lineage: Eukaryota; Metazoa; Arthropoda; Insecta; Hymenoptera; Apidae
Exons: 3
Coding region: 121-5964 (1947 amino acids)
Source: RefSeq, a predicted model, not a curated record